AUGGAGAUGGAGGAAGAUACUCAUGCAAAUGUAAUGCCACCGCCUAAACAAUCUGAUGAAGAGAAAUCGCUGGUGCUAUAUCCUUCCAAUUCAAAUACUCCUCUUCUCAAGUCCCCUACUUCCCCUCCCUUAACGAUUGUUGUAGCUACUCACUUGAUUCCUGAUUUAAAAGAUUAUCUGUUGUCAGGAGGAACUAUAAAGCUAGAGGAACUCGAGGAAGAUGAAAUGAGGAGGGAAAAGACAUCCAAGGUUUCAAAAGACUGUUUGGCUGUUAUCCCAUGGGUUCCUAAUCCUCUGGCAUAUGCAAAGAAAUAGUAGUACCAGAGAUAUCUCAAACAUUAGAGGCAGAAGGUAGUGAAAUGAUGGACAUGGAUGAUCCACACGCAAAUAACAACAAUGAGAAGGUGGAGGCAUGUGGAGUAUCACCGCCAUGGCAGCAACAAUGUAUGAUGUCCAAUAUGUUGCAACCUUCGUUUGGUGCGUAUUUACGGUAGGUCCAUAACCUCUAGUGACUUUGUGUACAUAGUGGUAGCACCUUUUGGAAAACAACUGAACUAAGUGCUCAAGUUUCCUAGUAGUGAAGGUUUAUGUCUGUUGCAACCUAAGUUUGGUACCUAUUUAAGGUCUAUAACCUCUCUAGUGGCUCUGUGUAUAUAGUGGUAGCAUCUUUUGGAGAAAAUUGAACCAAGUGGUCAAGUUUCAUAGUAGUAAAGGUAUAUGUUUGUUGCAGGAGUCUGUUCCUGGUACUACCAGAGCUUUGGUCAUGUUUAUAAAAAUCGUACUAACAUAUAUAUAAUUUUGAGUUCUGUUGUUUUGA
Vicia villosa (hairy vetch) is the source of this 817-nucleotide messenger RNA. RefSeq lists its product as uncharacterized. The record is from RefSeq and is a predicted model, not a curated record. The transcript is spliced from 2 exons. The coding region runs from base 1 to 315 and encodes 104 amino acids. Lineage: Eukaryota; Viridiplantae; Streptophyta; Magnoliopsida; Fabales; Fabaceae.